UUUAAAGAAAAAUUCAUGUUAUUUUUGCAAUAUCUUAUUCUGUAAAAUUAUUUCUCAUCGCAUUCGAAUAAAGUCUGAAAGGGGAUUUCCAAAAUAUUCCUAGUUUUCUUUUCUAUUCAGAAUUACACUGUAUGUCAGAUCAACACUGGCUUGAAAAUAAUGACAAAAAUGAGCGGAAAUGAUAAGAAAGAUGUCCAGUUUUGUAAUAAUGGUUCUCAUCCUAUACUUGCUUCAAGAGAUGGAAGUUUAUCUGUGAAGAGAAAAGCAGACAAUGGUGAUAAGAUAGAAGCAAGAUGCGAUUUUCUAACUAGUCGAAGUUCAACAGGAGAGACAGUAUUGCAUAAAGCAGUUAGAAUGAAUAAUUUGUGUUAUGCAAAAAAGCUACUAUCAAUGUAUUCUACCCAGUUGGUAAACAUUUUCAACUACAAUAGGGAAACGCCCUUACAUAUCUCAGUAAAGCUUCUUAAAGAAGAAAUGACUACUUUGCUUAUUAGAUAUAAUGCAAAUGUGAAUGCAAUGGAUCUUAAGGGAAGAACACCUUUUACUCUUUGCUUUCUGUUGGGUAGCAGGGAAAUGUUUCGUUUGUUUCUAAACAGUGGAAAAAAAAUAUCAUUUGACAUAACUGAUUUUGAUGGAAAUCCACCAUUACAUCUGGCGUUUGUGAAUGAUCAUAAGGAACUUGUACUAGACAUUCUCCAAUCAACAAGGGAAUUUAAUUUAAAUGAUUAUAAUAGAAAGUGUGGAAGUACUAUUGUUCACUUAGUAGCAGAGUCAAAUGAUUCCUCUUUUAUGAAUAAAUUGAUCAGGUCGAAUCCACAAAUCAAUAUAAAUAUGCGGAACUUUGCUGGAUAUACUCCAUGCGAGGUUGCAAAAGGGCGAAAUUUUUCUAAAAUGGCUGAUUUAUUAGGUAAGUACACAGCACUGGAAACUGUAGUGGAUAAUGACUCUGAAUAGCAAUCCCAUGAUAAAUUUCUACCCAUAGUCGUAUAAAUAUGCAAUAGACGACAUGUAGCAUUUAUAAAUAUGACAAUGGAUAUGUGAAGAUUCAAGCUAUUAGUUUACACAUUUUUACAAGAACUCUUAUCGCUGCUAUUCAUUGAGUGGCUCCAUCUGUUUUGUAUAGUAUGGAUCUCUCUAGUGGUACUUUUUCAGUUGGUCUUUGCAAACUAUACAAAAGACUCUAAAUUUUUGGACUCAGUAAUAAAAGCAGGCUAUUAUAGCAAUAAUGUUCAUUAUUCUUAUAUUGUAUAAUACAUGGUUAUACUAUGUUUAUCAUCACUUAAUUAUUUAAAUUAUUCGGAAA
This is a messenger RNA of Dimorphilus gyrociliatus, 1303 nucleotides long. The record is from the annotation of a GenBank genome assembly. NCBI's taxonomy places the organism in Eukaryota, Metazoa, Annelida, Polychaeta, Dinophilidae.